AGAGCAGCAGCAGCAGCAGCAGAAAGAGAUGAAGGAAAGCUCUGCUCCCUCUCACACACUCGCACACUUCUUGCUAAUUCAGGAGAGCAAAUGAUCAACGACAAAAAAUAAAAUGUAAAAUAGUCCCCGCAGGAGUUGGAAUCAAGAAUAUUUUUUUUGGAGGAAUCGAACAUAGUCUUCAAAGGGGAGAGGACUGAUUAAAAUAAGAAAGAAAGAAAGAAAAGUCACAAUCUUUGAGGACGUGAAGCUUACUUUUUGCCAAGCUGGUGUUCAGGUGGGGUUAACAGCCGGGUAGCCAUGUCCAGAUCUGGUGAUAGAACAUCCACCUUUGACCCGACUCACAGCGAUACCCUCCUGCACGGUCUCAACCUGCUGUGGAGAAAGCAGCUUUUCUGUGAUGUGACGCUCACUGCCCAGGGACACCAGUUCCACUGCCACAAAGCGGUGCUGGCAUCCUGCUCUCAGUAUUUCAGGUCUCUGUUCUCCAGCCACCCCCUCAACAACGAGGGCAUUUCUAACAAGGACCAGGGGAGUGGUGGGACACCUUCCUCUUCCCCUGACGAGAAGCUAGUGGCCAGCCCCCGAUCCAUCAACAACCUGGUGCUGCAAGGCUGCUCCUCCAUCGGUCUGAGGCUGGUCCUGGAGUACCUGUACACUGCCAAUGUCACCCUGUCCCUGGACACUGUGGAAGAGGUGCUGUCUGUCAGCAAGAUCCUCAACAUCCCUCAGGUCACCAAGCUGUGCGUGCAGUUCCUCAACGACCAGAUCUCCGUGCAAAACUACAAGCAGAUCUGCAAGAUCGCUGCGCUCCACGGGCUGGACGAGACCAAAAAGCUGGCCAACAAGUACCUGGUGGAGGACGUGCUGCUGCUCAAUUUCGAGGAGAUGUGCGCCAUGUUGGACUCCCUGCCGCCCCCCGUGGAGUCGGAGCUCGCCCUCUUCCAGAUGUCCGUGCUGUGGCUGGAGCACGACCGGGAAACCCGCAUGCAGUACGCCCCCGACCUGAUGAAGAGGCUCCGCUUCGCCCUGAUUCCCGCCCCGGAGCUGGUGGAGAGGGUCCAGUCAGUGGACUUCAUGAGGAGCGACCCCGUCUGCCAGAAGCUGCUCCUGGAUGCCAUGAACUACCACCUGAUGCCUUUCAGGCAGCACUGCCGACAGAGCGUGGCCAGCAGAAUCCGUUCUAAUAAGAGAAUGCUGUUGCUGGUUGGUGGGCUGCCUCCUGGACCAGAUCGACUCCCAAGCAAUUUAGUUCAGUAUUAUGAUGAUGAGAAGAAGACAUGGAAGAUACUUACAAUUAUGCCUUAUAACAGCGCUCACCAUUGUGUUGUUGAGGUGGAGAACUUCUUGUUUCUGCUCGGAGGAGAAGACCAGUGGAACCCAAAUGGAAAGCACAGCACUAAUUUUGUGAGCCGUUAUGAUCCAAGAUUUAACAGCUGGAUACAGCUGCCCCCAAUGCAAGAAAGGAGAGCCAGCUUCUACGCCUGCCGUCUGGACAAGCACCUGUAUGUGAUCGGCGGGAGGAACGAGACUGGGUAUCUGUCCAGCGUGGAGUGCUACAACUUGGACACCAACGAGUGGAACUACGUGUCGUCGCUACCCCAGCCCCUGGCGGCACACGCGGGGGCUGUGCACAACGGCAAAAUCUACAUCUCAGGGGGGGUGCACAAUGGAGAGUACGUGUCCUGGCUGUACUGUUACGACCCAGUGAUGGAUGUGUGGGCCAGGAAGCAGGACAUGAACACAAAGCGGGCCAUUCACGUGCUCGCCGGAAUGAACGAUCGCCUGUACGCCAUUGGUGGAAAUCACCUGAAAGGGUUUUCCCACCUCGACGUCAUGCUGGUGGAGUGCUACGAUCCCAAAGGUGACCACUGGAACAUCCUCCAGACCCCGAUCCUGGAGGGGCGCAGCGGCCCAGGCUGUGCCGUGCUGGAGGACAGCAUCUUCCUGGUGGGAGGGUACAGCUGGAGCAUGGGCGCGUAUAAAUCAUCCACCAUCUGCUACAGCCCGGAGAAGGCUACGUGGACGGAGCUGGAGGGAGAUGUGGCCGAGCCCUUAGCAGGCCCAGCCUGUGCGACAGUGAUCCUGCCAGCUUGUGUGCCGUUCAACAAAUAACUACAGUGUUUCAAAGGGAAGGAUGUGUAGUGAUGGGUAACAGGACUAUCCAUGAGCAACACAGCAUUACCUUAAAUCUUUGUGCUCGUUACCAGUUCCUCAAAACGGGAGAGUUAAUGGGAGUUGUAUAAUUUUUUUUACAGCAUUGCAGUGACCAGGUUAUUACUUAACCCAGUCAUGUUUAAUCAUUUUCAUGUUUUUUAAGACAUUAUCCUUGUUAAAAUUCAGAAGCCGUCCAGCUGUGCUGUCAUCGUUUCUUUAUAAUAUUGAAAUGAGUUGUGGUGUUUAGUGAUAGGUGGAGAAUUCCCAUAACAUGCUUAUAAUUUAACCUCCAAAUGCCUCUUAAAUUCAAUCAUAACAAUAGUUCCUGAUGGAUAAAGCUGAUGAUAUAUAAUAAAACAUGGAGCUUUAUUACAGCAGUUAGAAUAUUGAACCCUUGAAUGUAAUGACUCACGUCGUAACACCACGUAACUCUGAGUCUUUUGCAGCUACUGUCCUAGAUGAAAAACUGAGAAAAGUCAUUUUAUAAAACAAAUUAUAUCUAAGAAAGGGAAUUUUAACACAUUAGGGCCCCAACUAAAUGUUUUAAACUGUGUUUUAUAACGUGAACAGUCUUUUAACUAUGGUUUUUGUGUGAUAUUUUGUUCAAGGUAACCUAUUAUACAGUAAUAUGACAGAUACAUAAUUGAGAGUUUGGUUUGCUGGGAAGAGGAAGAGAAAGAUGUUUCAUAAAGCUAUUUUCAGUUAUUCCAGAAACCCCUUUCUCUAGACACAGCACAAAGAAACACAUUUCUCACAUAUCACAAAACAACUACAAAAGCAAACUACAUUCGGACAUAGAGACAAGAGCAGGUCAUAUCAUUCAAGGCUUUCCCACCCUUCAGAAGUAUGUUUUAAGAAGUAUGGAAUUAAAGUUUUAACUUUUUGAAAGUUGAUCAUAACAUAUAAUUGACAGUCGAGUUUAUGGUCAAGUAAACAAGUUGAAAUAUUAUUGAUGAUAGUGCAUUUGGAUGAGUGUAUAACAAUGCUGAUAAAGAUAUGAUCUUUUAUAGAUAUUCCUUGCAGCAACAGUUGAACAUCACACGAUGGCUGGUUCCAUCUCACAUGAGUUCUGUGCUUUUCUAGACGGCACUGUGUUUGUUUAGAUGGGUCCCAGAUUUGCAUGUAGUAGUGGGAGUGAGCAAAAUAUGAGCUGAAUAUUCCUUUUCUAGACCAUGUUGAAUUGCUACAGAUGAGAGGAACACAAGACAAACUGCUCCACCCCACCUCUCUUGUUCCUGUUAUAGGUCUAGGGCCCUGUUGCAUCAGACAGGGAAUGAAACACAAUGUGAUUUCAAUAUAGGCUCCAUAGUAUGUCAAGAGGGUUAGCUAAUACAAGCUUUGCUGUUCUGGAGAGACUUGAAGAAAAGUAUGAUUUAAACUGCGAGUAUGAUACUGCACGAUUUGUGAACUGUGUUAUACUGCCCAUUCUGCAACACAGUCCAAGAAGAUAAAACCACAUAAUACAGUAUGCAGUUUGCUAAAUAGAUAUUUUGUGGGCAGUCACAAAUGUCUCCAAUAACAUUACAAAGUCACUUAAUCUGGCUGCCCAUGGUGUUGUUUUACAAUGCUGUACGACAGCCUUUUUAUUAAAAUCCGAAUUAAUCAAUACACAAAUAAUGUUCUGUAAAAUUAAAAUAAUUGGUAAACAUGCUAUGUAACGCAGUGAACAGAGCUGGUUAAACAGCUGUACUGUAAACAAAAAGACAAAGGAUAUAGAUUAUGUCAUAGUAAAAACAGGGGUAUUUAAUAACAAAGUGAAACUUGGUUGUGGUUCAAAAUCUCAUGUAAUUUCACUUAAGUUCAAAUGUAUGUAAUUCAUUUUACAUGCAUGGAAGUGGUCACAAGUGGCAUUCAGCAUCUAUUAAAAUAGUAAAUUCUAUUUUUAGGUAUUAGUAUCAUUUUGUUAACCACAUAUAAAUCAUACAAACCUGUCAGGUUUAUUUUUUGUUUGCUGUAUAAGGAAGAUGUCAGUGUUUUGUUUCAUAGGGAAAAGUGUUUUCUCUUUCAAGUAAGAUCCAGUCAUUUCCUCUUGGGACUUGUAUCAUCACUGCUCCUCAUGCCGAACGGCAGACAGAGACGUCGCCCAGAAUCCUCUAGUGAAUUCAGUGAGGUCAGGAACCUGGAAUGGCUCAUCGCGAUUAACUGUGUUUCACUGACAUGCAGUAGUAUUGGGUUUUUUUUUUGUUGUUGUUGUUGAAUUGAGGGCUUAUUUUCUUGAGCCUUAUUAGAAAACAGGAUUAGAAACAUGUUUUUAAUGAACAUGACCUUCACCCAGUCACUUUUGUCCAUUUCUGUUCCCCGGAUACCCUGCGUGUUCAAUAGCAGGCUUCUGCUGCCUACAGCCCAAUCAGAUUUCUGAUCCUUACCUCUGGCUUCUCGCAGUUCAGCUCAUUGCAGCGUGGGUACAGAGCAUCGCCAAGAGGCAGUGCCUACACUUCAUCUCAAAGGGACCACUUUCACCCUGGUGAUAUUACCCAGGCUCCCUGACAGGAAGUGUACAGUAGCUACUACCUUUCCAGGUUGCUGGCAGCCAGCCUUGUUAAGGUAUUGUUCAUAAAAAAUGACGACAAGCUGGAAUGUCAGCCCAGCCCAGACUUGAUUGAAUGGCUUUGGCACACAUGCUCAGCAUGAUGGGAACAGUGACAGUGCAUUUCCCAAACGGUUUCUGAUUUUUUCAGGGGCCCAGGGUUAUGACACAUAAUGUACUGUAGCACUAAAGGCCAAGUGGGAGGGGGGGGGGAGGGUUUAAUGUAAUAAAACCAGAGCCCUUUCAUUUGUGUUUUUGUACAUUCUGAUUUAUUAUACCUUGUAUUGUGGUUCAGUGUACAGUGUCCUCACUGUUGCCCAUCACUAUGAAAAAAAUGCAAUGCCAACUACUACCUUAAAAAGGUAUGUUACUGUUCUGUGGUUUUUAUUAAUAUGGCUUAAGAUGUUCUGUAAAUUCUUUCUGUCUUUCAAGACAUAAAAAAGGCAUGAAAUAUCGAAACUGAUGGAGGAGGGAAGAGUGGAUGUAAAUUUUGUACAGUAUUAGAAUGUGUAAAUGAAGCUUGCUUGUUGAGAAAGAACUUUAAAUAAAACUUUAUGUAAUAA
Lepisosteus oculatus (spotted gar) is the source of this 5244-nucleotide messenger RNA. RefSeq names its product kelch-like family member 14 (gene klhl14). Gene Ontology annotation, cellular component: cytoplasm; neuronal cell body; endoplasmic reticulum. Gene Ontology annotation, molecular function: protein binding. The record is from RefSeq and is a predicted model, not a curated record. Lineage: Eukaryota; Metazoa; Chordata; Actinopteri; Semionotiformes; Lepisosteidae.